AUUACUGGACAAUACAUGGACUAUGGCCUGACAAAGUGGAAGAUUGUAAUUCAUCGUGGCACUUUCAUUUAGAUGAGAUUAAGGAUCUUUUCCAGGAUAUGAAUCGGUACUGGCCUGAUAUAAAGCACCCACUGAAUGGCAGCAGGUUUUGGAGGCAUGAGUGGGAAAAGCAUGGCACCUGUGCUGCCCAGCUGGAUGCCCUGGAUUCUGAGAAGAAGUACUUUGGGAAGAGCCUGGUGCUGUACAAGCAGAUUGACCUCACCAGUGUGCUCCAAAAAUUUGGGAUUGAACCAUCUAUCAAUUACUAUCAUAUUUCAGACUUUAAAGAUGCCCUUACCAGAAUCUAUGGAGUCGUCCCUAAGAUCCAGUGCCUUCCAUCCACACAGGGUGAGGAGGUGCAAACAAUUAGCCAGAUAGAGUUGUGCUUCACUAAGGAGGACUUCCAUUUGCGGAACUGCACAGAGCCUGGGGAACUGCUGUCACCUAAGCAGGAGGUGUGGCUGACCAAGGUGGCUGCCACACAGUCAAUGGUGGUCUGUGAAGAUGGCCCAGUCUUCUACCCUCCACCUAAAAAGACCAAGUAUUGAUGUUUAAAUUUUGGAAAUAGUCUGUGUUCUACAAGUAAGAGGAAUUCAUAAAUCAGGUGCUUUUUCAAAACUGAAUCCAGAGCCUUUAAAAAAUGUGUUUUGCUUUUCUCUUCAGUGUCUAUUUUGUCCCCAUCUAGUUAGUGAGUGUUCCUCUGGUAGCACUUCCUGUAAAUGUACUACCUGCAGAUUAGUUUGUAUCAGGCCUCACACUUCCUAUCAGAACAUACCUAGAUUUAAGCCACUGCUAAGUAUAGAGAAAUUUAAAUACAGCCCCAGGCAGCGCUCCACCCUCAGGUAAUAUGUUCUAGAACCUUGAGAUACAUCUUCCUUCUUGAGGAGUACAUGGCUUUGUCUGGGCCACUGGGUCUGAAUUAGCCUUCCUGGCUGGAUCACCCAUGACAUGAGGCAGUGGUGGUCUAAGAUGGGGUGGGGGAAACUGUAUGAGCUUUAUUGCCUUUCCCCAUGUGCUGUAUAUGGUCUCUGCUCUUUUUGAGUAUUUUUUUUUGUUUAUCUUAAUCAGGUUAAUUAUUUUAUCUAACAGACAUAAUAUUAUUACAUUAAGCAUUUUAAACUAUUUAACCCCCAGAACAACCAUGUUUUUAAAAAUAAUCAGCUUUUCUGGGUGUGGUGGCU
Molecule: messenger RNA, 1220 nt
Organism: Fukomys damarensis (Damara mole-rat)
Lineage: Eukaryota; Metazoa; Chordata; Mammalia; Rodentia; Bathyergidae
Gene: Rnaset2
Product: ribonuclease T2
Exons: 7
Coding region: 99-587 (162 amino acids)
Biological process (GO): RNA catabolic process
Cellular component (GO): extracellular region
Molecular function (GO): ribonuclease T2 activity; RNA binding
Source: RefSeq, a predicted model, not a curated record